UUCCAAUCAGUUUAAAAUAAUUGUAUUCGCAAGUUAAAUAUAUAAAAAAAAAAAUAUACGUUUUUUAAUAUAAAAAAGGAAAUUUCAUAUAUAUCAUAAUUGAUAUAGCAGAAAUAUAUAGUUGCUGGUUAUUAUUUUGGUGGAUGGUUAUUUAUGUUAAGUUCUUUAAAAUAUUUCUCUCACAUGUAUAACAAUAAACUAUUAUUGAAUAUUUUGAAUUUGAAACUUGAAAUUUAAAUUUUAAAAUUGUGAUUUUUGAAACUUGAAGUUAUGUUUGGACAUCUGCUAGCUUUACUUGGAAUUUUUUUAAAAAAAAAUCUGAUCAAACAACCAUAGAAAAAUAAGUUUUCAAAACCUUAUCCAAAAUGUAUAGCCAAAUGCUAGCUAGGUACAUAUAUUCCUCAUAAAAAGGAGGUUCAAAAUCCACAUUCACAAAUGAAGUCUAAGCAUGGCAAAGGCCGCAGUAGGUACCUCUAAUAUCACCCUGGUCCUAAUAUUUUCAUAUCUAUUAGCUUCUUGUAUCCAUUUCCAUAUAGGGGAAUGCCAAUACCAAAAGCCAAAAAGAAAUGCAUCUCUCUUCAUCUUUGGUGAUUCUUUUUUGGAUGUGGGCAACAACAAUUACAUCAACACUAGCACACUUGACCAAGCCAACUUUUGGCCUUAUGGAGAAACUUACUUCAAGUUCCCCACCGGCAGAUUUUCCGACGGCCGUUUGGUAUCUGAUUUCAUUGCUGAAUUUGCAAAAUUGCCAUUGCUGCCACCCUUUCUGCAGCCGGGGAGUCAACACAGCUAUUAUAAUGGCGCAAACUUCGCCUCCGCCGGGGCGGGAGCUCUUGCCACGACUUUCGAGGGAUCGGUAAUCAGUAUGGAGACUCAAAUGAAAAAUUUCAAGAAGGUGGAGACUUGGUUGACAAACAAAUUAGGCAAAUUUAAAUCACAAGAGAUCUUAUCAAAUGCAGUCUAUUUAUUUAGCAUUGGAACCAAUGACUACCUAAUUCUCUUUGUGACCAAUUCCUCAAUACCAUCCUCUCCUCAAUACCAACAAAUGGUCAUUGGCAACUUAACGACCAUCGUUAAAGAGAUAUACAAAAUUGGAGGGAGGAAAUUUGGAUUCUUUAAUUUAGGAGAUUUGGGGUGUCUGCCAGGCUUAAGAAUGCUCAAUUCAUCUAGCAAAAAUGGGUGUUUGGAAAAAGCUUCAAACAUGGCCAAAUUACAUAAUGUUGAGUUGUACAAUGUCCUCUUGAAAAUGGAGAAACAAUUGGAGGGGUUCAAGUAUUCAAUCUAUGACUUCAAUAGUAGUUUGACAGAGAGAAUUGAUCAUCCCUCCAAAUAUGGUUUGAAGGAAGGAGAAAUAGCAUGUUGUGGAUCAGGGAGAUUUAGAGGCAUACUUAGUUGUGGAGGGAAAAGGCCAGUGGGACAUGAAUUUGAGCUUUGUCAAGAUCCAAAUAUGCAUGUAUUUUGGGACUCCUAUCAUCCAACUGAAACUAUAUACCACCAAAUGGCAGCUGAAAUGUGGAAUGGACCUUCUAAUUUUAAGUCCCUCUUUCAGUGCUUGUAAUUUAUAAACUAGCUACACUCUCUGUUUCCAUUUUAUGUGACGGUGUUUGAUUGGGUGCAAAGUUUAAGAAAUAUAAGAAGAUUUCUGAAAAA
Capsicum annuum is the source of this 1650-nucleotide messenger RNA. RefSeq names its product GDSL esterase/lipase 5. Bases 449 to 1558 code for a protein of 369 amino acids. NCBI's taxonomy places the organism in Eukaryota, Viridiplantae, Streptophyta, Magnoliopsida, Solanales, Solanaceae. Gene Ontology annotation, molecular function: hydrolase activity, acting on ester bonds. The record is from RefSeq and is a predicted model, not a curated record. The transcript has 5 exons.